Passer montanus (Eurasian tree sparrow) is the source of this 1901-nucleotide messenger RNA. It is a transcript of the gene KCNV1, whose product is annotated as potassium voltage-gated channel modifier subfamily V member 1. Gene Ontology annotation, cellular component: voltage-gated potassium channel complex; membrane. Lineage: Eukaryota; Metazoa; Chordata; Aves; Passeriformes; Passeridae. The record is from RefSeq and is a predicted model, not a curated record. The coding region runs from base 29 to 1549 and encodes 506 amino acids. The transcript has 3 exons. Gene Ontology annotation, biological process: protein homooligomerization; potassium ion transmembrane transport. Gene Ontology annotation, molecular function: protein binding; voltage-gated potassium channel activity.
AGUGUGGGCUGCUGCUGGCAGCUACAGGAUGAAGUCGCCUCCCUGCUGCAUGUCUCUUUCUUCCCAAGCAUCUUUGGAGGAUCCGGGGAGUAGCACAUCUCUGGGUUCGCUGGAGUCCAGUGUUUUCUCCAGUGAGGAAGAGCAGGGGCCCCUGCUCCAGAAGGUCAUUCCCUCUCUGGACUGCUUUACUAUCAAUGUAGGAGGCAGUCGCUUUGUGAUGUCCCAGCAAACUUUGUCUUGCUACCCUGACACCCGUCUUGGCAAACUGGCAGUAGUGGUUUCUGCUGCCCGGGAUGUGGCUUCUGGCCUCCUUGAGCUCUGUGAUGAUGCCAACCUCUUGGAGAAUGAGUAUUUCUUUGACCGAAACUCACAGGCAUUUCACUACAUUCUGAAUUACUACCAGACGGGGAGGCUGCAUGUGAUGGAGCAGCUUUGUGCACUCUCUUUCCUGCAAGAGAUCCAGUACUGGGGCUUGGAUGAGCUCAGCAUUGAUUCCUGCUGCAGAGACCGGUAUUUCAGGAGGAAGGAGCUGAGUGAAGCCUUAGACAUCAAGAAAGAUGCAGAAGAACUGGAUGCCCAAGAAGAAGAAGAGGAUUUUUCUGGUAGCCUCUGUCCCAAUGUCAGACAGAAACUUUGGGAAGUUUUGGAAAAGCCUGGCUCCUCUGCAGCAGCCAGGACGUUUGGCACCUUGUCCAUGGUUUUUGUUGUUGUGUCAAUUGCCAACAUGGCCUUGAUUUCGGUAGAGCUCAGCUGGCUGGCCCCAGCACUGCUGGAUGCCCUAGAGUACCUGUGCAUUGCGUGGUUCACAGCGGAGUUUGUCCUGAGGCUCCUGUGUGCACGAGAUCGGUGCCGCUUCCUAAGGAGUGUGGCAAACAUCAUAGACCUCCUUGCUAUUUUGCCUUUCUACAUCACCCUGCUGGUAGAGAGCCUGUGUGGUGGUGAGAGCUCCCAAGAACUGGAGAAUGUGGGGCGCAUUGUCCAAGUGCUGAGACUUCUUAGAGCCCUGCGGAUGCUGAAGCUGGGAAGACAUUCAACAGGCUUGCGGUCUCUUGGGAUGACUAUUGCUCAGUGCUAUGAGGAGGUUGGCCUUCUGCUUCUUUUCCUCUCUGUAGGAAUCUCUAUAUUUUCCACUGUGGAGUACUUUGUUGAACAAGGUGUGCCAGGCACAACCUUCACAAGUGUACCUGGUGCUUGGUGGUGGGCAACAACUUCCAUGACAACAGUUGGUUAUGGUGACAUUAGACCAGACACUACCAUUGGUAAGGUAGUAGCCUUUAUGUGUAUACUAUCAGGAAUACUGGUUUUGGCUUUGCCAAUAGCUAUAAUAAAUGACCGUUUUUCUGCCUGUUAUUUUACACUGAAGAUAAAAGAAGCUGCUCUUCGGCAGCGUGAAGCUUUAAAGAAACUCAUGAAGAACUCAUCCAGUGAUUCAAAUAUCAAUGUUAAUUUGCGAGACAUAUACGCACGCAGUGUCAUGGACAUGUUGCGGUUAAAAAGCAGAGAGAGAGCAAGUACAAGGAGCAGUGGUGCAGAUGAAUUUUGGUUUUGACUUUGGGUGCGAUAAUUUUGGGGUUUGGCUUUGAACUUAUUUAAUCUUGUGUAGCACAUAGACGACUUCAGAAAUUUAGUAUUAAGUAUCUCUUUUUUAUUAUUUGCCACACAGUGUGUUUGCUUUUCCAGGUGGAGUUUUACUUACUUGGACAGAUUGAAAUAUUUAUUGUAUACAAAAGGCAGAAUUCAUAACAUGAAAUCUCUCAAGAAACUCUCAAACCUGCUUUCAGAACUCGAUCAUGAUAGGUGAGAUGGGAAAUAAUGGAUCCAUGAAAGUAAAACAAUGAUGCAAGCAUUUGUCUAAUCUAAAUCCCUGCUAAUGUAUCAUAAUAAAGUUUUGGUGAAAAUUG